GUUGGAGGCAGGACAAGGGAGCCACCCUGGCUGGACCAGUCGCAGCAGAGUCUCUCCAACUCGACUUGCACUGGUUGCGCAAAGUUUCGAAAAGUAGGCACGCAUGGCUUCCGCCUGUCGCGUCGUUCAAGUUCGUUGCUGCGCCCCUGCUGCACAGGGGCCUCACCGGCAAGACAACCAGGAGCAUGCAAUCAUUGUUGCUCCCAAGGCCAGGAACGUGGGGCGUCCGAUGUGGUCUGGAAGUCUGCUCAAGGGGGAGCGAGCCACCGAGUCUUGGAUCCCUGAGGGAAAGACUAUGGACCGGGAAGAGCUUGAACAUUGGGCCGAGACGGACCGCCAAUGGGCCAUGUGGCGCGAGCAAGCCGAGUCUAUCAGUAUGGAGGAACGGAAGGCGCGAUACAUGCGUCGUGGACGCUCUCAAGCGUGGAUCGAAGCCUGGGAAGCGGUCGAGAAGGAAAGAAGCAGACAACGUGGCAAUGGCUCCGACCUUCAAAACAGUCAAGACACAUGAGGGACGGCGUUUAGAAGAUGCGUUUGUGGUGGAUGCGGGAUUCCUUAAAGCGUACUUCGACUACAAUGAUGCUGAUCACAAAGUCAUCGAUGAGAUCAUGGAAGCAGUCCUUAUCCCUGAGGGGUACCCAUUGGUUCUUCCGUCACUUUGUCUUCCGGAGGUAACUCAUCUACUGGUGAAAGAUAGUGGAACGGAGAUUGAAGUUGUGUGUCUUGAAGAAGGGGUCUUGAAAGGGCUGUUCAUCGUCGACGUAUGGGAACCGUCGUUCCUGCCACGAGCCCUAGAGUUAGUGAAGAAGUAUUCAGAUUUCCCUUUGGGUCUCGUGGACGCGUCAGUCAUUGAGGUGGCAGAGCGUUUGAAUACUAGUCAACUAGCAACCUUAGACAAGCGCCACAUGACAAAAGUCCGCCCAAAGCACUGUACAUAUUUUGACAUCGUUCCUGAGUUAAAAGAUCAGAUCAGAAGUAAACCGAUUCUAGUUGUUCGGACAAGCGCUUACAUUACUGGCAUGCAAGAUGGUUUGUCUCCAUCAAGUCAAUUGUUUGGAGGUUGUUUGUAUUUAUACUUUGGUACUCGUGUAAAACGAUCAGAUG
Klebsormidium nitens is the source of this 1104-nucleotide messenger RNA. NCBI's taxonomy places the organism in Eukaryota, Viridiplantae, Streptophyta, Klebsormidiophyceae, Klebsormidiales, Klebsormidiaceae. The record is from the annotation of a GenBank genome assembly.